Rosa chinensis is the source of this 1700-nucleotide messenger RNA. RefSeq names its product psbQ-like protein 3, chloroplastic. Gene Ontology annotation, molecular function: calcium ion binding. Gene Ontology annotation, cellular component: chloroplast; photosystem II; extrinsic component of membrane. The record is from RefSeq and is a predicted model, not a curated record. The coding region runs from base 185 to 730 and encodes 181 amino acids. NCBI's taxonomy places the organism in Eukaryota, Viridiplantae, Streptophyta, Magnoliopsida, Rosales, Rosaceae. The transcript has 3 exons. Gene Ontology annotation, biological process: photosynthesis; photosynthetic electron transport chain.
GUCGGAUACAGAUAGGGUGAGGAUAGUGUUCCUAUUUUUCAAGAAUCAAGGGUUGAAAACGCUGAGACCCAUCUCCAGAUGAAGGUUGAAGACCCUCUUAUAGCAUUAGAGGAUUGAAGUUGUUCUCUUAGCUUUCUGGUUCUCAAAAGUUCAAGGCCUAAGCUUCAAGGAGAUAUCUUUGACAAUGAGGGCAGCAAUCCUACAAAACAACCUAAUGCACUUUAAUCCUACAUUUUCCUGCUGUCUGAAACCCUCAUUUCAGUUAAGAGAGAUGCGACUCAAGGAUUUUGAUAUUAAUAUCAAUAGAAGAAUAGGAGCAAUAGCGGCAUUAAGCCUAGUAUUGUUAGCAAAAGAUUCAAUUUCUACUAAACUUGCAUAUGGGUUCGACUUUCAACUGGUGGCACCUGAUCAGACAAUUGAAGAGGCAGAGAGUGGUAUCAUUGGACAUGCACAAGCUUUAUUACAAGUGAAAGAACUGAUAGAGUCAGAGUCAUGGGGACAAGUGCAAACAGCUGUCCGGAAGAGCUCGCCGUUCUUGAAGCAGGACAUUUAUACCAUUAUUCAACAAAAACCUGGAAAUGAGAGGCCCCUAUUGAGGAAACUGUAUUCCAAUCUCUUCAACAAUGUUACAAGACUUGAUUAUGCAGCAAGGGACAGAGAUGCAUCACGAAUUCGUGAAUGCUAUGAGAAUAUUGUGAUGGUUCUUAAUGAAGUUUUAUCUAGACUAUAAGUAUCACACAACUGUUUCAUUCCUUAUUUUCUUUCCUGCAAUAUUUGAGCAUCAAAAGAUGGCAUGUAGAUGAAAUUACAUGUAAUAUAGCAUUGCAGGGUCGUCCUAGGGCCCUUCUGUUACAUCCAGGCUGCUGAUUUUAUAGAAAGCAUCUUGCAAGAAAAAUGGUCUCACAUGAAAAUUAAGGUAAAUUAAUAGCCGAAAUUUUUUUUUUCAAGCAUCUAGAGGAAGACAAGGUCAAGCUUAGGUAAAUCCCAUUGCCUCUUGGCAGAUGUAGUCUGCCGUUUUCUCAUUGAGAUUCAGUUGAGUUUCAUGUGGUACCCUGGAUUAGUAAGAAUAUUGAUUGAAGGAAGUGUGAUGACUCAAUUGUGUGUGUCCAAAAUAAAACGGAUUUGCCAUUUCUAUUUAUCCACCCUUUUCUUGUUCGAGUGAUAUCCGAGCUCUAUGGAGUAUUCGUUAUGUUGGGGUUAGUGUCUACAGAACAUAUGAGACAUAGAAGAUACAUCUACAUAUUUUAAUAAGGGUGGUGACAUACAGACCCCGGGGCAGUGAGUUUUUGGGAUCCGCGGUGGUGGAAGAGAGCAGUGUGCCAUUAUACUAUGUCCCUAUUCCAGAUUCCUUCUAGUGUGACAACAAGGAUUGAGAGACUGAUGAGAGACUUCUAAUGGGAGGGCAAUGAAAGAUCAUUUAAUAACUUGGGAUUUGGUGAAGUGAAAGAAGAGGCGAUUUGGGGGUGGGGAAUUUGGUGAAAAAGAACCGGCUUUUCUUGGGAAAUGACUAUGGAGGUUCCAGGGGUAAAGAAACUCAGUAUACGCAGUCAUUAAAAGAAAAUAUUGGCUGCAAGCAAAUGGCUGGGAUUCUAAUAUCGUGUAGCUUUCUUUCCUUUCCUUUCCUUGUUUGUACAGAUUAUGUCAAAAUCAUGAUUUUCUAUUGCCAGUAUGUGUGUCAACUCUUGUUUCGUUACUGUUAA